This is a messenger RNA of Enterobius vermicularis (human pinworm), 726 nucleotides long. The record is from the annotation of a GenBank genome assembly. NCBI's taxonomy places the organism in Eukaryota, Metazoa, Nematoda, Chromadorea, Rhabditida, Oxyuridae.
AUGCCUGAGAUUUUAAGAGCAAAAUUUGAAAGAUAUCGAAAUAUGAAGGGCAAGGAUUCGCUUGAUACGCCCUACCUUGUCCGGAAUGCACUUAAAUUAGGAAUGGCGAUUGCCGGUCAAAACAUUAGUGACUAUGACAAGAAAACCAUUAAGUUUGCCUCCCCGCGAUUCUUCUCUAUAGUCCCUGACGACAGCGACAAUAAUAUCAACCUCUUGUCACCGUCAUUAUUCAGUCUGCAUGACGAAGGUAGAGAAGAAGAAAAAAAUUUUAGCAUUCCACACCUGCUUAAAAACAGCAAACUACUGCAAAAACAAGAUCACCAGGAGCUAAUAGAUCUAAUUGCUGAAGCCACCGGCAUUACAGACGCAGUAGAAGAUGCUGAAAAUUUGAAAAAAUCUGAAAACAUGAAAGGAAUUGAUGGACAACCGAUGUACUUUACAAAAGAAAACGCCACUGAAAUUUACGGUGAUGACGGACGCAGAAGAAUCGAAACUUUUGAACGCCUUCAUAAAAGUUUGAAUGCUCAACAGAUCAAAGAAAUGAAUGCAACUGGGUACUCCAUUAUGAACAAAAAACAACUUUAUCUUCUCUAUGGGAAAGAUUCACCUUACGCAUCAGAGAGUACACUGAAGAAGCUCGCGUCCAUUAAGAGUCUAGAGGAACUUCAACGACAUAUAGAGCAUGACAUAUCUGUAUUCUCAAAACAUGAAAAUUUGAAACUACAA